ACACCAUUGGAAAGAGCGUGUGGCAUCGGCCAAGCUCCUUCGACUGUGUUGAUAGGCAGAACUUGACGUCCAUCGUGUUGGCAAAUCAUCAUGGCAAUUUGAACAAUACGAGGGGCAACAGACUUCAGUUCAGGGUUGUGAUUUGACACAUGACCCUUUUUCCCUCCCCUCCCCAAAAGCUAUGCAGUGCAGUGGACUGCAAGAGAACCAAUGACCAGGUCGUUGGGUUUAACUUACAGAGGAAAAAGCUGUGCCAGUCGCAGCACAAUGACGUUGUAGUCAUCCUGGCCCCAUGUAUUCCAUAUUGGCUUAUCUCUCUUUUGUUCUUGUUCUUGAUUCUCAGCGGCUGCGCCAGUUGGCGACAAGUAGACGAUGGUAAACUGUAGGAAGCACUAACGUUAGGGAUCCACUGUCCAUGCCCAACGCCAGGUUUCGUUCUAUUAUGCGUACGAUCGUCAGGCCAUGCGUAUUUC
This is a messenger RNA of Aspergillus pseudonomiae, 473 nucleotides long. RefSeq lists its product as uncharacterized. The transcript has a single exon. The record is from RefSeq and is a predicted model, not a curated record. Lineage: Eukaryota; Fungi; Ascomycota; Eurotiomycetes; Eurotiales; Aspergillaceae. Bases 150 to 386 code for a protein of 78 amino acids.